UACCAAUACUGGAAGAAGAUGUCUGUUGCAGGAGCAGAGAAAGAACCAGCGGCGGACGAUCGGUCAACUUCAAGUCAAUCUCAAUCCCCAAAUUUCCAGAUUUUCUUUCCAAACCCAAACUCUGUUCUUAAUCCCUCUGUUUAAUCUCACAUAAUUUCAGCUCAAUUUCCUCUUCCAGAUAAGAACCCCCACGUACGCCCACUCCACAUUCACCUCUUCUUCUUCGAUUAUCCAUUUCCCUGCCCAGAUCUCUCGACAACCUCUGAUCUUCAUGUUUCUUCGCUAAGACAAACCCGAAAAACCCAUUUGGGGUUGUCGGAUUUUCUGUUUUUCUCUGAUUCUUUGCUGUUUAUACCGUUUUUCUUUGAUGGGUUGCGCCACUUCCAAGCUCGACGACCUCCCUGCCGUAGUACUCUGUCGCGACCGUUGCGCUUUUCUUGACGAAGCGAUUCGGUUUCGCCACGCGUUCGCUGAGGCUCAUACGGCGUAUAUUCUCUCUCUCCAAGCGGUUGGGAAAUCUCUGCACAAUUUUAUUGAACCGGGUUAUGUUUAUUCUGAGCCCUCUUCUUCGCCUAACCUCAAGCUUCCUAAUCAGAGAAAGGGCGACUCUGAUCUUCAACCUUCUAAUUCCCCUCUCCAUCGUUUAUCUCACUCCAAUUCCAGUUCCCAUCUCCAUUUACCCUCCGAUUCCGACGAUGAUUCCAGUUCCCUUCACCAUUCCGAUCACUCUUCGCCGUUGCACCAGACCCACGGCGAUUUUCUUGACUACCCAGAUGGGAAUUGCGGUGGUUUUGUAUCCAGCGGUGGCGGUUUUGUGCAGAUGAACUAUAUGAAGAACAAUGCGAUGCAGUCGGUGGUGCAUCAACAGAUGCCAAUUAAUACAGAGAGGGUUUAUCAAAUGGGUGAAUCUGCCUCUUCCUCUGGUUAUUAUCCUUAUCCGAAUAAUGGGUAUUCUAAUUAUGGCGGUGGUUAUGGUGGAUAUUACGGUUCUUCGUCAUCGAAGCCACCACCGCCGCCGCCUUCUCCGCCGAGAAUCUCCGCUUGGGAUUUCCUUAACUUCUUUGAAACUCCGGCUGUGGGGAACUACUACGGCAGCUACACGCCGGGGAGGGAUCCGAGAGAAGUGAGAGAGGAAGAGGGAAUUCCGGAAUUGGAAGAUGUACGGUAUUACCAACCGGUGGUUGUGAAGAAGGUACACGGCGACCAUAACUUCGCCGAGGAUAGCGGCGGGAAGUACUCUAAAGCGGCCGUGGACGACCCAUUAAAGGUAGUUAACAAGAACGUCGCCGCCGCGGCUUAUCAGACGAAGCCCAGCGCUACAGUGGAAGAUUCCGUGCAAUAUGAGAUGGGAGUUGUUAAUAAGAAGCUUGAGGGCCAUGGCAAUGGAGCUCCUUCUAGCUCUGCAGCACUCAAAAGGGGAGGUGGUUCAAGGGAUGUUUAUGAAGUGGUGAAAGAAAUUGAAGCUCUGUUCAAAAAAGCCUCAGAGUUCGGAGAUGAAAUCGCCAAGAUGUUGGAAAUGGGUCAGCUCCCUCAUCAACGUAAACAUGCAUUCUUGGCUCGACCGCCCGCUUCACGGCAGAGGGCCAAGCCCUCUGCUAUGGCUGGUGCUGCUGCUGAAGUCGUCUUUGUUGAGGAUAUUGGUAUGAGAUCUGGAAAUCUUUCAGCUACCUUGAAGAAAUUGUAUAUGUGGGAGAAGAAACUUUAUAAUGAAGUGAAGGGAGAGGAAAAGAUGCGGAUGAGCCACGAGAGGAAGCGACGUCAGCUCAAACGUUUGCACGAGAGAGGUGCCGAGGCUAAGAAAGUUGAGGCCAUUCAAACAUCCAUAAAUACGUUGUCGACGAACUUGAAAAUUGCGAUUCAGGUGGUCGAUAAGAUUUCCGAGACGAUAAAUAAGAUUCGGGAUGAAGAACUGUGGCCACAAGUUAACGAACUGAUUCAAGGGUUAACCAGGAUGUGGAAAGGUAUGCUCGAAUGCCAUCAUGCUCAGUUCCAAGCGAUUAAAGAAUCGCAUGGUUUAGGUCAUAUUAGAUCAGGUGGAAAGCCUAGUGAUUUCGAUCUUCGAGUGACGUUGCAACUCGAUCACGAGCUUAUUAGCUGGACAACUAGUUUCUCAGGUUGGAUAAGCGCCCAGAAAAACUUCAUGAGAUCCUUGAACAAUUGGCUGCUGAAAUGUCUUCUGUAUGAGCCUGAAGAAACACCUGAUGGGUUCGUUCCUUUCUCACCGGGCAGGAUUGGUGCACCACCCAUCUUUGUAAUCUGCAACCAGUGGUCACAAGUACUUGACAGAUUCUCUGAGAAGAAGGUAGUUGAUUCUAUGCACGUGUUUGCUAAGAGCGUUCUUCAAAUAUGGGAGCAUGAUAAGCAAGAAGUGCGAAAGACGAUGAUAACGAACAAGGAUCUCGAAAGGAAAGCGAAAAGAAUCGAUCGAGACGACCAAAAGUUGCAGAAAAAGAUACAGGCAUUGGACAAGAAACUCAUUAUGGUCACUGGACAUGUGCAAGGAGAUGGCACUAGCAGCUUGCAGGCAGGUCUGCAGUCCAUUUUCGAGGCGCUCGAGAGGUUUGCAACUGACUCCAUGAAAGCUUACGAGGAGCUUUUGCAACGGAGCGCCGAAGAGAGUGCCAAGACAAGAGUAUGAAGAAGGUCACUUGUUUCUUGUGAUUUGAAUCAUCAUUAUACUGCCAAUGACAACACCAUCAAAAAGUUCGACUGGAACUCCGACUGUAACAGCCCAAGUCUAUUGCUAACCGAUAUUGUUAUUUUUGUGCUCUUCCUUUCAAACUUUCCUUCAAGGUUUUAAAAUGCGUUUGGUAGGUAGAGGUUUCCACCUCUUAUAAAGAAUGUUUUGUUCCACUGUCCAACCGAUAUGGGAUCUCACAAUCCCACAUUGAGCCAGACACUGGUGUCUAUGCUGAGUCUCGAAAGGACGGGGACUGUGAGAUCCCACAUUAGUUGGAGAGGGGAACAAAGCGUUCUUUACAAGGGCGUGGAAACCUCUUCUCCUAGCAAACAUGUUUUAAAACCUUGAGGGAAAGCUCGGAAAGAAAAGUCUAAAGAGGACAAUAUCUGCUAGCGGUAGUUUAGGCUGUUACAUCGACCAUAUUACUCCACGGACUGAAGUAACCAACUUGGUUGCAGAUCAUGCAGUCCCUACAUAUCACAUUUGAAAUGGCAGUUGCUGUUACAUUCUGCAGACAGACUCAGAAACUCAACACAACACAAGGUGUCUGCCAUUGACCGAACUUAACAGUGUUCGGUUUUUCAGUCGGGAGGGUUACAAAAGCCGUGGCUAUCAGUCGAGGCCGGGCUGAUGUAUCUGCACACAAGAAAGAAGAGGAAGAAGAAGAAGAAGAAGAAGAAGAUGAGGCAGUGCAGUGGAGUGCAGCUGAAAAGGACAGACAUUAUGAGUCACGAGAGCUUAGGCAAAGAAAUGAAUGUGAAAAGGAAAGCUGUAAUAACAUUGAAUCUCUGUGUCCCUCAAUUAUUUGAUGGUUUUGUGCAGUUUUUGUGGAUACAAACAAACAAAACCAGACAUGGUUUGGCUUUGGAAUAAUUUUUUAACCUUCAU
Molecule: messenger RNA, 3568 nt
Organism: Cucurbita maxima (winter squash)
Lineage: Eukaryota; Viridiplantae; Streptophyta; Magnoliopsida; Cucurbitales; Cucurbitaceae
Product: nitrate regulatory gene2 protein-like
Exons: 5
Coding region: 368-2638 (756 amino acids)
Source: RefSeq, a predicted model, not a curated record